AUGGACUUCAGCAACUUUGGGAAGAAUAUCACUUCCUUCGGGGCUUCGAUCACCCCAUUCGCCUCUCGCACUUUCCAAUACACGAAGGAGCAACUUGGCCAGGCUGAAGAUAAGACCCAACUUCCGCCUGAUUAUAUCGACUUGGAGAAGCGCGUCGAUGCCUUGAAGAUUGUGCAUCAGAAGAUGCUGGCCGUGACGUCUCAAUACUCUAACGAGGCUUACGACUACCCCCCCAAUCUGAAGGAGACUUUCCAGGAUCUUGGCCGUACCGUGAGUGAGAAGGUCAGCCUUCUUUCCUCAGCUAGCUCCCCUGCGGAAGCACAAGCCGCCUUGACAGCCCCCCCCUCUGCAAAGCCGCAGCCCAAGACCUUUAACCAUGCGAUUGCACGCGCCAGUCUGUCCAGCAGCCAAGUCCUGCACCAGCAGCACACCGGUGCCGGUGAAGACCCUCUUGCGACGGCUCUGGAGAAGUAUGCUCUCGCUCAGGAGAGUGUCGGUGAGGCUCGUCUGGCGCAAGACGCUCAGAUCCAGAGCCACUUUCUGAACAGCUGGACAACUACUCUGAACACCAACCUCAUGUUCGCCGCUCGCGCUCGCAAGAACGUCGAGAAGGCACGCCUCACACUCGAUGCGGUCAAGGCUCGUGCUCACGGCACUACUUGGAAGCUCGCCCAGGGCUCCGUACAGGGUGACCAACCCCAGUCUCAUGAGCUUAGCCCUGAGGCCCAGGAGGAGAUUGAAAAGGCCGAGGACGAAUUCGUUACACAGACCGAGGAGGCUGUUGGCGUCAUGAAGAAUGUUCUCGACACCCCCGAGCCUCUUCGCAACCUGGCAGACUUAAUCGCGGCGCAGAUUGAAUAUCACAAGAAGGCCUACGAAAUCCUAAGCGAACUGGCGCCUGUCGUGGAUGGCCUCCAGGUGGAGCAAGAGACCAGCUACCGGAAGAGUCGUGAGAAUGCCGCGUAA
Messenger RNA from Verticillium nonalfalfae, 966 nucleotides. RefSeq lists its product as uncharacterized. The transcript is spliced from 6 exons. The record is from RefSeq and is a predicted model, not a curated record. NCBI's taxonomy places the organism in Eukaryota, Fungi, Ascomycota, Sordariomycetes, Glomerellales, Plectosphaerellaceae. Gene Ontology annotation, molecular function: protein binding. Bases 1 to 966 code for a protein of 321 amino acids. Gene Ontology annotation, cellular component: cytoplasm.